Messenger RNA from Bursaphelenchus okinawaensis, 1362 nucleotides. Lineage: Eukaryota; Metazoa; Nematoda; Chromadorea; Rhabditida; Aphelenchoididae. The record is from the annotation of a GenBank genome assembly.
AUGUUCCCCAACAGUACUCUAUUCAACAACAAAUUUUAUGAAAAAGCUGGCUCUUUGUUAAAAUCUGCUGUUAUUGUAAGUUUUCUUAAAUAAUUUUGAAAAAUUAUACAGAAAAAACAACGAACUCCGUAUUUUACAAUAAAUUAUAUUCAUUUCAGCCUUUUUAUACCUCACUAUUGUCAACGGCGGUGCAAUCACUUUCUUUACAACCAAUUUCAUUCGAUUUUAAUUAUUUCUGGAGAGACACUGUUUGUGUUUUUGUUUAUGUUAUCGUCAGGACUGUCAAUAACAUUGGUGUAUUUGAUUAUGGUAAAGCACACUUUUGCGAAAAAAAAGCUUAAGGAUAGGGCAGUGUAAGGCAUUGUAGGUUAAAUUAGGAUACUAUAAGGUAGAGCAAAAAGUAGAGCAAAGGGGGGGGGGACGUAAGCUAGGGUAGGGUAGUGCAAGGUAAAGUAGGGUAUAGUAGGAUAAAGUAAACUUUCAAAUUUUUUUUCAUUUUCAGGUACGGUAACCAAAUCAAUACCCUCAUCAGAAGUUAAGUCGCUUAACAAAUCUUCUUCAAUACAGGCCUUAAAUAUAGUCGACGAUAAUAAUCAUGUAGUUGAUCAACACCUUAUUGAACUAAACAUAACCAAAAGCAGUAGAAAAGUGUCAGAAGAUUAUACAGUAAGCUCAGAUGACGGGUUCUACUCUAAUCACGAUGAACAUAAUGCUGAAGAUUCUCCGGAUAGUACAGUAAACCACUGUAAAAUCAAUGCUUUUAAAAUUGAAGAAGUUAUAAAAAAGGAUACAUUAGGUGAUUCUGAAGCUCAAGAAGAAGAAUUGAAUAAUACUGGUCAGAACAAACUGAUAAAUUGUUUUACAAAUAAGAACUACUAUGGUAAAAUGAAGCGGCAACUCACAUUGAAGAAAAAGGUAAAAUGGCAAGAACUUUCUUUACAAGAUAAAAAAUAACAAGAACUUUCUUUAGAAAGCAAAAAUUGGAAAAAACUUUCUUUACAAUGUCAAGAAUAGCAAGAAUUUUCUUUACAAAACAAAAAAUGGCAAGAACUUUAUUUACAAGAUGAAUAAUGGCAAGAACUUGUUUCAAUAAGUCCAAAAUAGCAAAAACUUUCUUUAUAAAAAAUAUUUUUAAUUAAAAUCCAUUUUACAUUUCAGAAGCCUCAUAAACAACUAAAUUCUCAACCAGUACCUAAAGAAGUAGUACAAAUUGAAUCCUCAGAACGAAGUCAACCUUCCUUCCCUAGAAAACACAAAGUUUGCAGAUCAUUCUGGACUAAAAUAAUCAAAGUUUUUAGCCACAACAAAGUCAACGAUCAACCAGUAUAUGUCAAGAAUGAAUCGUUUGUUGAUGCACAAUAA